AUGACGGUUACUUUCGCGGUGGUUCCGGAUUCCGCGCUGUCUUGCGCGUUCUACGCGGUCCCCUGUCUCCUCCUCUAUCUCUCGCUCAACUAUUUCUAUAACUCUCUCCAUGUCUUUCCGGGGCCCUUCUGGGCGCACUUCACGGAUCUGUGGCGCUAUCUCGAUGUAAAAGGGCGACGUCCGGAACGGACCCACAUCGAAUUGCAUCGCCAGUACGGGGACAUCGUGCGUCUGGGGCCCCGCACGUUAUCAUUUGCGGAUCCGAAAGCCAUCAAAGUCAUCUAUGGCUUGAAUAAGGGAUUCACUAAGUCCGAAUUCUACCCCGUCCAAAUGACAGUCUCCAAAGGCGAACCACUCCCAUCCCUCUUCUCAACGCUGGACGAAUCCUUCCACGCCAACCUCCGCCGCUCCGUAAACCACGCCUUCUCCAUGAGCUCGCUAGUCCAGUACGAGCCCCUCGUAGACGAAACCACGGAGAUCUUCCUCGACCAGACCAGCCGCGUCUUCGCCAACGGCACCACAGUCUGCGACUUCGCGCGCUGGCUGCAGUUCUUCGCCUUCGACGUCAUCGGCAGCAUAACAUACAGCAAGCGGCACGGCUUCGUCGAAAACAACCACGACGUCGACGGCAUCGUGCAGUCCCUCGCCAGGAUCUUCGACUACUCCGCCCCCGUCGGCCAAAUGCCCUGGCUCGACAAGCUCCUCUGGAAGAACCCCAUCUUCGACCUCCUCCAGAAACUCAACCUCGCGGAUAACUCCCACCCCGUGGCCGUUUUCGCCAAGCAGCGCAUGCAAGAGCGUCUCGCCGCCAAAUCCACCCCGGCGGGCGCGGGCUCCUCCCCCAAAGACGACCUCCUCACAAUGUUCCUCAAAGCAGGCGAAGCCCGUCCAGACUUCAUGACCAACAAGCGCAUCCUCACAAUGGCCGUGUCUAUGGCCUUUGCCGGCUCCGAAACAACAGCCAUCAGCAUCGCCGCCGUCUUCUACUACCUCUUAAAAGCACCAUCCUGCAUGGCUCGCCUGCGCCAAGAACUCGACGACGCAGUCACCGCCGGCACAAUUGCCAACCGCCCAACAGGCCUCGUCUCGUGGUCUGAAUCCCGCAAACUACCCUACCUCGACGCCUGCAUCAAGGAAGCCUUCCGGCUACAUCCUGCAGCGGGUCUACCCCUCGAGCGCGUCGUCCCCGCCGCCGGGGUCGAAAUCUCAGGGCGGUUCAUCCCUGGAGGCACGAUCGUGGGCUGUAGUCCCUGGGUGAUCCACCGGAGAGAGGACAUCUUCGGCCCUGAUACGGAGAGCUUUGUUCCGGAGCGGUGGUUGGAAGCUGAGCCGGAGAAGCUGAAGGCGAUGGAGGGGAAGAUGCUGCAGUUUGGGGCGGGGUCAAGGACUUGUAUUGGGAAGAAUAUUUCUCUGAUGGAGAUUUAUAAGAUUGUGCCGAGUUUCUUGAGACGGUUUGACGUGAAACUCGCCCACCCAGACCAGGAAUGGAAACUCUGGAACGCGUGGUUCGUGCGACAAUAUAACUUUAAGACGUGUUUUACGCCGAGGGAGAUCAUGGUACGGGUGACGGGCAGUACUCUGUAA
Molecule: messenger RNA, 1584 nt
Organism: Aspergillus candidus
Lineage: Eukaryota; Fungi; Ascomycota; Eurotiomycetes; Eurotiales; Aspergillaceae
Product: cytochrome P450
Exons: 4
Coding region: 1-1584 (527 amino acids)
Molecular function (GO): oxidoreductase activity, acting on paired donors, with incorporation or reduction of molecular oxygen; monooxygenase activity; heme binding
Source: RefSeq, a predicted model, not a curated record